Cooperia oncophora is the source of this 378-nucleotide messenger RNA. NCBI's taxonomy places the organism in Eukaryota, Metazoa, Nematoda, Chromadorea, Rhabditida, Trichostrongylidae. The record is from the annotation of a GenBank genome assembly.
AUGGAAAGCACUUGCUGGAAAGUUCGUAGACAAGUCAUUCAACCAGCCACAGGAAAGGAGCAGCACCGUAUGUUCAGCGUUAAGGAAUUCAUAAGCUCGACUCAUCGAAUCACUUACCAGCAGAUGGUCAGUAUGUUGAGAUGUGAAUGUGUCCAAGUGGACGACGACUCCUUCGAGUAUCUAGGCCACUCGCCCCCAGAAGGACUUCCAUCAAUUCCGUCAGGGGUGAAAUGCGUAGUUGUGGCUGUGAUCGCAUUAAUAAAAGUUGUAUGGAGAGGAAGUACGAAAUGGACGAUAAGUGGUUGUGCCGACAAUGCGUGUACCAAUCGGCGAUCCAUCAAAUCCGUGUGGACUGCACACCCAUCAACCUCCCGGUAA